Ceutorhynchus assimilis (cabbage seed weevil) is the source of this 4561-nucleotide messenger RNA. Lineage: Eukaryota; Metazoa; Arthropoda; Insecta; Coleoptera; Curculionidae. The record is from the annotation of a GenBank genome assembly.
AAUGACGUCGAACCCUUGCGUCGAACCUUGUAGACAAAUAAAUAUGGCUGAUUAGCCAAAUCAACUAUUUUUUACUUUCUAGAAGAAAAAAAAACCUGCUAAUAGUUCAUUGCUAGGGUGGGUGCUGGCUAAUAAAGUUAAUUACGACGUAUUGAAGAACAUUUAAUUCAGAAAAAUGGAGAGUUUAUUCAGCAUGUGGAAAGUACGAGAAAUAGCAGACAAGGUAACGAAUGUUGUUAUGAACUAUACGGAAAUCGAGGCCAAAGUAAGGGAAGCUACUAACGAUGAAGCUUGGGGUCCUACUGGGGCUUUGAUGCAAGAACUUGCACAUGCCACAUUCACUUAUGAACAUUUUCCGGAAGUUAUGUCUAUGCUUUGGAAACGGAUGUUACAGGACAGUAAACAACAUUGGAGGCGAACUUAUAAGGCUCUCCUGGUUUUGAACUAUCUCAUUAAAAAUGGCUCUGAGCGUGUUGUCACAUCAUCUAGAGAACAUAUAUAUGAUUUAAGGUCAUUAGAAAACUUUACAGCCAUAGAUGAGAAUGGAAAAGAUCAAGGUGUAAACAUUAGGCAUAAAGUAAAGGAGCUAAUAGACUUUAUACAAGAUGAUGAUAGAUUACGGGAGGAGAGGAAAAAGGCUAAAAAGAAUAAAGAUAAAUAUGUCGGAAUGAGCUCUGACAUGGCUGGAAUGAAAUUUGGUUCCACUUCAGAAAGAUGGGAUGAUAGACAAUACAGUAAAAACGAUUUUGCUGACAAUAGCUGGGACGACAAUUCCAACAACAAGUAUCGUGAUAAAUCUAUUGAGGAAGACGUAGAAAACGUUGAUAGUGAUGAUGAUAGUCCUCCAAGAGGAAGAAGUAAUAGUGCCAAUAGAUAUAAAGAUGAAGGAAGGCCAGGAAGUCCCCCAGUCCCCGCAACUACAUAUCCUGAUAAAAAAGUUAAUUUGAACUUCAAUGCUAAUAUCACUGCUUCACCAAAGAAAAUUCAGAAGCCAUUAAUAAAGGUUGAUUUAGGAGCCGCAGCUAAUUUUGGCAGAGAUUCAACACAAAGUCCUCUUCCGAGACCUCCUAGCCGUGGAAGUUCCGCUGAUCUAUUUGAUGAUUUUAAUCCUAGGGCUGGUGAAAAAUCGGAAAGCAUUCGUAACGAGUUUGGAAGUUUUGAAGCAGCAUUUAAUAGUCCAGCAGAGCCAAGUAGCAAAGUUGCUGAUGACUUUGCCGAUUUCAGUUCAGCAUUUUCAGGAACGAAACUUCCUCAAUCAAAUUUGCUCAUUUCCUCAAGCACGUCCACUGUUUUACCAAACAUUAUUGCUCCAAUUCCUAAUCAAACUAAUUUACUGGUGGCCUCUCCAAAUCUCCUUGAAGGCCCACCAAUGCCAUCCAGUGGAAAUUUGAUGGGAGAAUUUGCACAAGCACCUACAGCUACAAGUCAGUUGCCAUUUAUCUCUGCGACCCAACCUGCUAUAUUUUCUAAUCAACUUCAGUCAAGUCCGCCCAAAAAGAGUGAAAAUGAUCUAUUGGGAGAUCUCACAGAUUUUGGUAGUUUAAGUUUACAACCUGCCAAGCCCGCAGAAAAUGGCAAUGGGAAUAUUAAUAAUAAUUUGAAUGAUGGGCUGACAGGGGGAGUUUUAGGACUUUUGGACAAUUUUAAUGAUACACUGACAACCAAGGAAGGCAAUAGCAAAAUCACAGUGCAAAAAUCGUUAGAAGAAUCGACAGUGGCCACAAUAGAUAAGAUAACGAAAAUUGGAAAAAUAUCGUCCCAAGAAGAUAUAGAAAAAAUUUUACAGUAUUUGGAUGACGUUUUGAAAAAUUAUCCUCAAAAAUUGAAUAUUCAAAAACUACAAGGAUCAGAAGACAUUUCCUAUAAAUAUCUGGCAGAGCAUUCAUUUUCCUCCCUAAUUGAAGUUAUAGUUAAUUUAUUUGAUGAUAAUUUUCCAUUCCAAGAUGGAAAAAUCUAUGAAAGUGUUAAAAACAUUUUCAGCAUUGAAGAUCCAAAUUUUUUUGAAGCAAUUUUGGAAGUGCUUCUCAAGAACAUUAAGAAUAAAAAAAAUACCCAAAGCACAAAUGUUGCUGGAUGUCUUCAAAUUCUAUUUGAAUCAGAUGCUUUAUUUGCUGAUAUAAUUGCAAAUUGCUACUUAACAAAUAUAACUGCAUUUGAUGAUAUUAUUUCUGCAGAUAAUUGGUCCCAUAUGGUCAAUACUAUAAUAUCUUUACCCACUAGAAUUGCUAAGAGAUUAGAAAGAAACGCUCCAAUUUUGCUAUGCAAUAAACAGUUUUCCAAUUUGUUGCUCUAUAAUAUGCUAGAAGCUAUAGAGUUUUUAGCUUCUGAGGUUUAUGCCAAUUCUAAAGCACAAAAUAUUAUCCAUUUUGAAAGAUUGGCGAAAUUUUUGAGCAAUAUUAUUAUACAUUUUAAUGAAACGACUAAUUGCGAUGGAAUUAUUGAUUUUGUCAAUAUUUUGGCACUGAUAACAAACAAACCUUCUCAAAAAUUGGAUCUGUAUCAAGGUAUAUUACAUAGAGUUUUUGAAGUUCUUGAUGGAAUUGCAGUAGAGAUUCUAGUGAAAAUUUGCUUAACAAGACUCGAUCCAAAGAAAUAUUUAAUUACAAACAUAUUGAGCAAAAAACUAUUGAACAAUCCAAACUGGCACUAUAUUUUAUGUACUAAACUUCCGUUCACUGAAUACAUAGAAACAAACCAUGAAAAUCUUGUAACAAAUUUAACACUGUAUUUAGCUAAAGCCUCACAUACUGAACUAGUGAAAUUUUUAUUGAAAUUGGUAUCAGUAUGGGCUAAUAAGUCAUCAAAAAAACGCACAAGUGUCGAACAUCAACUGCUAAUAUGUAAAUUCAUAGUUUGUGUAGUGAACUGUUUAAAAGAACUAGGAUUACCUGACUAUGAAAAAUUAAAAAUCAAAAAAAUCGUUUAUGGUGGUUUACAAAUGCAUUUAGAAAUGUCCAUGGAAGCUAUAAGAUAUUCAGGCAUGAGAAUUAGGGAGAUUCUCACAAAAUUAUUACAAGAUGACACUGAAAAUCAAUUGGUAUUUGAUUAUGAUAAAACAAGUACCGAAACUAAAGCAAUCAUUACACAAUUGGAUUAUUUUCUAAAUUUAGAUUUAGUGGAGCUAUAUAAACAAAAAUCUGAUUUUAAUGAUAUUGAUAUUGGAACGUUUAUUUCAAAAUUACGUAAUAAAUCUGAAGAUGUACAAUAUAUUCCCCCGGAACGUAAAUUUCGCUUAAAACUGCAACAAGAGCUACACAAUGAAAUUGUUAUUGCAGAAUAUGUGAAACCAAAACAUGAAAUUAUUAUAAUUGAUAAAACCUUGGAAUUAGAUUCUGACGAUGAAUUUGAACCCUUUGAGACUGAUAAUGAAAAAGUAUUAUCCAUCAGACAACCUCCAGCUUAUCUAAGAGAUCUUGUUACUAUUUUAGUAGAAGAAAACAGUGAUGUAGAUUCAUUCACUUUAUGUUUGGAAAAUUGCGAAAAACUAGUAAUCCAACAAUUACCAAACGAUGAUGCCAGCAUUGGAUUAGAAAUACUUAAAAUACUAAUAGCUUUAGAUAUGAAAUUUUAUGUGGAAAAUUUUGAUAACCUCGUUUUUAAAAGUUGUGUGGCAAUAACUUGUGUUUAUCCAGCUGUUUAUGCUAAUUAUUUGUGUCAAGAAAUUCAUGCUGAAGCAGGAAACUAUUCUCUACGUCAAAAAAUAUUGAUGCUUGAUAUUUUAGGACAGGCCAGCAGAAGUUUAUCUAAUUUAACUAAGCCAGUUGAUGAAGAUGGUGAUGAAAUAAAAAGAAAUAAUAAAGGAAAAGUAAAUUCGCAUCAAGAAAUUAUCAAAAAACGUUUAGAAAAUAACACGAGGUAUUUUCACAAAGCAGUAAAAUACGAACUAAGAAAUAAAUUCGCCGAUGUGGCAGGUCAUUUCUUUUUUCCAUUAACGCGUGGCCGUAAUGAGCAGGAAAUUUUAUCUGGAGUUGACUUGAAUUUCUUAUUACACUUUAUAGACACCUUGACAGGUAUAGUGUUUUGUGCCGAAAAUUGUCCCAUAGCCCCAAAAAUGGCAGAAGAAGCAUUUUAUCUCACAAUAUUUUUGCGUAAUCAUGAAGAUGUCCGAGUUAGGAUAGCAAUAUUACAUUUUAUCGCCACAGUGGUUUCAACAGUACCGGAAAGUAUUUUACUCAAUAAUUCGCCUAAUGAGUUAUUUGAACUACGACUAUGGCUACCUGAUCUAGCCAAAGGGGAACCCAAUACUGAAUGUAGAAAAUUGGCUUCGAGUUUAUUAGAUUUUGUUGAUAGAAUAUUGAAAAUUGGUUUGGAAUAAAUAAAUAUAUACAUGUUUUGCUCACAGGGCAAGCCAUUUACCAAAAAAAAAUAUAAUAAAGAAUUGAUUUUAUGAAAACUGUAACAAGAAUGAAAAUGCAGUACCCAUUGUAAAGCAAACAUUAGUUUAUACUCAUAUACUCACUAAGUGAAAAUAUGUACUUAUAUUUGAAAUGUAAUGAUUAGUAUUGUUUCAACAGUUCAUUAAUAAACCCAUAUAUUCCUAUUAUUGUUUUUUCAAUUUAUG